This is a messenger RNA of Rhizophagus irregularis DAOM 181602=DAOM 197198, 246 nucleotides long. NCBI's taxonomy places the organism in Eukaryota, Fungi, Glomeromycota, Glomeromycetes, Glomerales, Glomeraceae. The record is from RefSeq and is a predicted model, not a curated record.
AUGGAUUUUUGGAAUUUUUACUUAGAAGUUCGUGAAGCACUCGGUUAUGAAGAUGAUUUCGUAUUGGAGAGAGAGGUUCGUGAAGCACUUGGUGAUGAAGAUGAUUUCGUGUUGAAGGGGGAUCUUAAAGUACUCAGUGAUGAAGAAGAUGAUUUCGUGUUGAAGGAGGAUCGUAAAGUUUCUGAUGACGUGUUGGAGAUUCGUAAAGCAGUUUCUUCCUUAUCAACAUUAGGAGGGACGAGAUAA